Messenger RNA from Pygocentrus nattereri (red-bellied piranha), 3742 nucleotides. RefSeq names its product caspase-8-like. Gene Ontology annotation, biological process: regulation of apoptotic process; apoptotic process; proteolysis. Lineage: Eukaryota; Metazoa; Chordata; Actinopteri; Characiformes; Serrasalmidae. The transcript is spliced from 6 exons. Gene Ontology annotation, cellular component: cytoplasm. The record is from RefSeq and is a predicted model, not a curated record. The coding region runs from base 227 to 1336 and encodes 369 amino acids. Gene Ontology annotation, molecular function: death effector domain binding.
GAGGCUGUCGUCUAACACGUAAGAUAAGAGCAGAUGUGAUGAGUCGAAGCCAGCGCCUCAUAUCUGCUCCUUCACUCUCGGAGAUAAAGCCGCUUCGCCGCGGCGACGUCAGCGGCUCUUUCGCGCCCUUUCCCUGUCUCCGCUGACAGGAACAGUGAAAAUGUGUGAAAGAGUGCAGAGAAAGGUUCGCGAGUCCGGUUAGUUUGCUGCUGAACGGCUGACAAUCAUGCAGACUCUGCUUGAAAGCAAGACUUUCUUCAUCGACACUCUGUCUGCAGAUGCCAGCUUUGUCUUACAGCAUGCUGAGCAGAGUAAAAUCAUCACCAAGCGGGAGUACAGCAACCUGAACCACCCUAACCACACCCAGGAGAACAUCAUCAUUAAUCUUCUGGACAAGGUGAUGAACAAGGGGGACGAUACAUGUCGCAGAUUCCUACAGCUACUACAGGACAACGAGCUGCAGGAGAAUUUCCCUGGGCUUAAGGAGCAUUUCAGACCUCCGCAACCAGCACUAAAGCAAGAUAAUCGAGGUCCAACGGAUGAGGAAUUUCUGUAUUCGCAGAUAGGUGAAUAUGAGAUGUCCAGCGUUCCACGUGGUCUCUGUGUGAUCAUCAACAAUAUGAAAUUUGAUCCCCCCUUUAAAUACAGGAAUGGAUCUGAUGUUGACGAAGAGUCUCUUAAUGAGGUGUUCUCCUGGCUGGGGUUCACUGUGGAGGUGCACAGGGACAAGACUGCGAAGCAGAUGAAAGAACUCCUGAAGCAGCUCAGCCAGAAGGGCCAUGAAGGUGACUGUUUUGUUUGCUGCAUCCUGAGCCAUGGUUGUGCUGAAGGGGUGCACGGCACUGAUGGAGGUGUCGUACCCAGUGAGGACAUCUUUAGUCCAUUCAGAGGAACCUCCUGCCCAAACCUGGCCGGUAAGCCAAAAGCCUUCUUCAUCCAGGCCUGCCGUGGGGAGGACUAUCAGGUCCCAGUUGAAGUCCAGGCUGAUGACCUUGGGGGAGAUGAAGCAGCACAAGCAGCAGUGUUGGAAAUGGAUGCUGUUGAGAUUAUCACCAUCCCAGCUGAUGCAGAUUUCCUUGUGGCGAGGUCAAGCGUUAAAGGCUUCUACUCAUUCAGGAACACACUUUCAGGCUCAUGGUUCAUCCAGUCUUUGUGUAAGCAGCUGAAAACAUACUGUCCAAAGGGUGAGGACGUCCAGUCUAUCCUGCUCUCCGUGAAUCAGGAAGUCAGUUUGACAGCUGGAAAAGUGAUGAUCAAAUAUAGGAUGGUCACAGCCAAACAGAUGCCAGUCCACAAAGUGACCUUGAGGAAGAAGUUGGUGUUCCGGGUGCCGUAGUACUGGUAUAUAAUAGGCAUCCUGUGUUGUCCUGGACCAGAACACGUAGGAGAGGUGCGAGGGUCAUAUGCUAUACCUUUAAAACUUCUAUAAACAGUCAUAUGCAAAAGUUUGAGCACCCCUGGUCAAACUACAUGCUUUUGUUGAUUUUUUAAGUUCUCUACAGUGAACACACUUCUGCACAUUGCAAUACACAAAUACUUUUUAUUUGCUGAAUUUAACAUACUGGGGGGAAAAAGCAGAUAAAAUGUGGCCUAUGUAAAAGUUAUUUUAUGGUUGAUUUUUUCCAGUAUGAUAAAUUCAACAAAUAGAAAUUUAAAUUAGCAGAAAGCACAUUAUUUAGGUUUAUGUGCAUGUUAACAUUUUUAUUACUUGGAAAAUCAACAAAACACUUUUUUUGUAAUUUUAAGUGUCAAAUAUAACUUCAAGCCAUGUCUGAACAUUUAAGCGCCUUAUUUUCAAUCACAUACUGACUUAUUUUAGUUUUACUUAAUAAUGCAAAAAAAACAAAACAAAACAAAACUAUGAGCCAUUACACUGUGACAUCUGUAUAAGAAUAUUUCAAGAGAUUUUUCAUGAAAAGAAAUGUUUUUUUCAUUGUUUUACAGUUUUACACAAAAUUUGUCUUAAUUGUUACUCAGUUGUUGUUGAGGUACACAAACUUAACACGUAUGAAAACUUCUGAUAAACCUUAUUAAAAAUCUACUGCCAGCAACUUCACCAUUCAGAGCUGUAGAUGUGAAAAGGGCAUUAUCUUGUAUAUGAAGCAAAUGAUAAAACCUACAGACCUCACAGCACCAGCAACUCUAAAGUGACAUUUUUUAACCCUCGUGUGGUUUUCACGUCUGUGGGACGUUUACCAAAAGAAAAAAUGAUGUGAUUUAUUAUUUCAGCCUCAGAUUCUUUGGUCUUUGCUCAUUUUCUCUGAGGAACAUAUGAAAUAACACAUUUUCAGUGACUGUAAACACCCCCACACGUGGUGUUGGGUGAACCCCCGGGGAAGUGUGGAAGUGCUGUGUCCAGGGAUGGGCGAUAAAACGAUAACGAUAAUCAUCACAAUGUAACUUUCCUCGAUAGAGCAAUAAGAAAUGUUCGAUAAAUCUUCGAUAUAAUAGACCAUUCCCACACUUCCGCGUUUAGCGUCACUUUUCUUCUGCAAGGAAAGCGUCACUAUUCUGUCGCCAGGAGAGGCUGCGCUUCCAAGUUUUUCGACGUGACUAGAGAGGGAGGGGGAGACGAAUAAAAUGAGUCGCUGAAUAGAAACGGUAGAAAUGUGAAGUUAUAAAUUCCCUGUUUGAGUGGAUCAGUGAUCUGUUCUCCUGUGACCAAGUGUGAGUGACAAUAUAAGUGGUGUAUCUGUACUGACCUACAAUGACCUCACCUCUUUCCUAAGAUCCUAACAAGCUUUAGCAGCAUUUCAUCAUGUCUGCUUCACACACCUGCAGCACUGUUAUAGCACUGAAAAGGUCAUAUUUUAGUAUUAGUGCAUCCCCAAGCAACGAGAGUGAAAGAAAGAAGUGGGUUCAUGUGAAUUACAGCCCUGACGAAAGUGAACUCAGGAAGCUGUGAGGCAUUGGAGAGCGGGAGAAGAUCUUUCCAGGCUAACACUUUUUGUCUAAUCCUUUAUAACCGUUUGUACUAUAUAUGCAAAAGUUUGUCCACAUCUGGUCAGUUUUUUUUAAGUGAAAAUAUAUUAACACAUCCUCUACAAAGACCUCACUUCUGCACACUUUAAUACACAUUUGCUGUUUUUUGAUGAAUGUAGUAUAUUGGAAAAAUUAAGUUUAAAAUGUGGCCUAUGCAAAAGGCAGAUUUUAUACUUCAUGUUGUAUUUUUGCAGUUUGUUCCCUGUUGGUAACUUAUUUUUUCAGCAAAACGUAAUUUGAGCAGGGAUGUUCAGACUUUUGUGUUCGACUGCGAGUCUGUCAGAUAUUACAAUAGUGUAGAACUUCUUUCUUUCUUUCUUUCUUUCUUUUUUACAAUUUUAUACAACAUACGGUCUGAUGUAAUGAUGAGCUCAGAUCCAGCACAGAACAAAAAUCCUUACCAUGCAUGAAAACUUGAGAUAUACCCUGUUAAAUGUCAUCUGCCAGCAACUUUAUUUUUUAGCUUUUUUCAGCAACUUUAUGAUUUAAGGCAUUAAAUGAACGCAAGUAAUAAAACCUACAGACCUCACAGCACCAGCAGGGCUAAAGAGGUAAAACAACAGGAAGAUUUUAUGUAGUUCUGUUAUUAAAUAUUAAUAAAUAAAUAUAAUAAAUGAAAGGCAAAGCGGCGUGGGCAUGGAGCUCGGUAACAGUAAGUAAGUUAGUGUGGGUUACCAAAGUGAAAAUUUUGUAAUUUUGAUUUAUCAAAUGUUUAUAGCACCAAAUGAUGAAUGUGAAAUAAACUUUUUGCAUCUUGGUA